Malassezia pachydermatis is the source of this 1260-nucleotide messenger RNA. RefSeq names its product clavaminate synthase-like protein. Bases 1 to 1260 code for a protein of 419 amino acids. Gene Ontology annotation, molecular function: dioxygenase activity. The record is from RefSeq and is a predicted model, not a curated record. Lineage: Eukaryota; Fungi; Basidiomycota; Malasseziomycetes; Malasseziales; Malasseziaceae. The transcript has a single exon.
AUGUCGACUCGCUCUAUCCCACCAUGGAUACCGCCUCCGCCUUCCAAGGUCACUGACUUUGAUUGGGCACCCCUCGAAACACUUGAUCUCUCCUUGAUCACAGGCGAGAAUAUGGACCAGGUACCUGUCUCCGUCGUAGAACAGGUCGGCACAGCCUUCUCUUCCACCGGCUUUAUGUAUGCCAUCAACCAUGGAUUGACCUACGACCAAGUCCUGCGGCAAUUUUCCAUCGCGCAGUAUGGCUUUGAUCACAUUACUGACGAUGAAAAAGACCGCUGCGUAGCCGAUAUGCGAGAAGCUGGAAGCUUUGUUGGGUACAAGCCUAUGGGACAUUGGCAUAUUGAUGGCGUCAAAGAUCGAAUCGAGCAGCUCAACUUUGGAUCUCAGCACUUUACUGAGGGGCAGCAUGCAAGGUACCCAUCACAGGUUCAGCCGUUUCUCGAAGAAAUUCAUGCUUUUUCUCGUUUCAAUCAUGACGUGAUUUUGCGUAAAGUGCUUGCUGUCCUCUCCCUCGUCCUCAAGUUGCCUGUACACACCCUGUGGGAUUUGUCGAAGGAUCAUGAGACCAAAGGCUUGGACCUGCUUCGGUUCGCUCUGUACCGACCGCCACCUCCUGAAGACGAUGAGGCACUAGGCGGUGUUCGGCUUCAGGGUCACACCGACUUUAACAGUGUCUCGAUCCUCUGGUCGCAGCCUAUCACUUCGCUCGAGGUGCUGAUGCCUGACAAUGUAUGGCGAAAGGUACGUCACCGCCCUAAUGCCGUCGUUUUGAACCUCGGCGAUGCCAUGCAUUUCAUCUCAGGUGGGCUCCUAAAGCAGACUAUACACAGGGUCGUGGGGCCUCCCGAAGAUCAACAAGCGCUGCAACGACUAGGCGUGUUUUAUUUCGCCCUCUUCAAUGAGGACGUGCCUCUGGAGCCUCUGCUUCAGUCUGAAGUUGUGAAGAAAGCCUACCACGGACGUGACUUCUGGGCCGAACGACGUGCACAAGGGCUCCCUGCCGUGACAGCUGGCGAAUGGGAGCGUUUGCGGGUGCGUGCAUAUGGCCAAGGCGGACAGAAGAAGGGAUCGGACGGGCAUGAUCAUGAACGUAUUGCUGGCGUAGAUGUCAAGCUCUACAAUUCUAUCCCUUCCACGCAGGCUACAUCGCACGAAAGUCGGCCCGCCACGCACAAUGUACGUGCCUCUUCGCCUAUCCGUGCUAGGCAUAAACACCUCACUGAGACUCCACGCCGGGUCAUGUCGCCCCUGCGAGCCUAA